ACAAAUUCCAAGAGCAACUCCAACAACUCUAGAUACCAUGAAGUACUUAACAUGUGAAUAUCAUUGCUUACACAACAGUAGUGUAUGCUGUGUCACGGGACGGCUGGGAUACAUCCGAUGUAUCAACUAGCGGCUGUGAUCUCUCCCUCCCCUCCCAGAUGUAUUCGAUCCAGUGGCUGUCAUUGGCCCACCACCUCUGGAAAGAUAAAAGAGAAUCCGUUCACUAUCUUUUGUAACGCCUCAAUGAGGCCUGUAUUCACUCUGGGUGAUUCAGUUCUUCCGUUAUCUGUGAUUGAAUCUUCGAUUUCCAUUAAUUGGAUUUUCUCAAUAGCAUCUCAGGGCCGCUCGGAGUUCCCCUUCAGAAAAUUUCACAGAUUCUGAAAUAAGUGACGAUUCUAGGGUUUCCCUAAUAAUUAGAAUUGCGAUGGGAUUGAUUUAUUGGUGAAAUUAAAGCAAAAGAAACGCACGCCAUGGAUUUCAUUGCCUGCUACCUCUUUAAAUUAUUUCCAAAAAUCACAGGAAAUCAUCAGUCUCACAGGUUCACCAUCUUCCCAAUCAAAUAGAGAAAUGGCGUCACAGGUUACUUGCAAUAUUCAUAAGGUUGGACCCUUAGCCACACAGGACACACUCAAGAGCUUACCAUCGCUUGACGAAGGAAAAACAAGCAUCGUUACCGUCCGUGUUACCCGGAAAUGGGAAGAGUUGGACUUUAUGUCGACCAACGACGUUACCAGCAUUGAUAUGGUUAUUGUUGACGAGCAGGGGGAAGAAUUACACGCUGUCAUACCCAAAAAUCUUAUUUGGAAGUUUGAUAAGUUGAUUCGGGAGGGGUGUCUGUACUCUAUGCAGAAACUACACUUGACCACUGCUAAACCCAAGUUCUGUCCUGCGCACAAUGAGAAGCGGGCCUUCUUCCGGAGCACCACCUCCGUUUCUGCUUUGGAUGCGUAUUCCGUGUCCAUUAUUCCCCAGAAAAACCUCCAGAACAUACAUCUUACAGAUGUGGUUGGGUUCUUAAAAACUGUCACGAACAUCCAGGUGCUUCAAAGGUCCGGUGGGAAAUUAAGACGAAUGCGCGAGAUCACAAUUGAAAAUCUCAGGGGCACAACUAUGAAAAUUGCUCUAUGGGGUUCUGCCGCCAACCAAGUAGGGAAUGACCCAAUUGAUUGCGACUCCGUCCCCCGUCCUGUGGUUGUUGCUGUUUGCUCCACUUUUGUUAAGAACUACCAAGCUAAUUCAGGGAGAAUCACCCUAUCUUUAACAAAUGCCACCAAAGUCUACACUGAUGCAGACAUAACUGAAGCCGUGGAAAUGCGAGAAAGGUGCCCCUAUGCUAGGCCGCCCCGCCAUAUUGUGAUACCGACUAAGCAGGGCAAAUUACCCAUACAUUUCAAUUCUGACAACAGGAAAACAAUAUCGCAGCUGCUAUCCGUCAAAUGGGAUCCUUCCUGCCAGGCCGCCAAUGUUCUCAUAUGUAACGCCACCGCUACCCAUGUGCUGAUUGAAAUUGGUUGGCACUAUCUUGCCUGCCAUAGGUGUAGCAAGAAGGUUAUGGGUGACGAUGGAGACCUUUGGUGCACUAAAUGUGAAGCCAAAGUUGAAAUGCCCAUUGCAAGGUAAUCACUCAGAACCUAACUUUCAAAGACUCGGAAAUGUCGAAAGCUAUCCAUCACUUAACCAAUGCAUGGGUCGAUUGUUCCUUUUUGCAUCACAUGUUCAUGGUCCGCUUUGAGGUGGAGGACCACACUGGCACCACAAUGUUUGUAGCUCUUGAUAGUGAAGUUCAGAAAUUGGUCUGUUCUACCACAACUGAGCUCACAGGAGCGUCAGAGGAUAAUGCAAAAUCUGCGAUAAUAUCUGGAUUCUCGCAGAUACUAAAGCAAGCUGUUGAUUUCCAAAAUACUAUCAAUUCCUUCAACAUGAAGCAAAACAUACCUUCCAGCUUCACCGUCAUCCGCAUUCACUCCCCUACUCUGCCAGGCAAAGGUGUUUUUGUGACGGUGAAAGACACUGUUGAUGUACCGCACACGAAGAAACCUCGCCUUGACGAAACAACUGGGGUGGAGGAUAUUAAGGAUGAAGUUGCCGAAUGAGUUGGGCAUCGCCACUGGAAUAUAUAUAAAUAAAACAUUACAUGAAUCUUUGUUCAGUAUUGUUGUUUGCUUUCUGUUUUCUUUGUUUCAACUCCAUGUUUCGCAGUUUGCUUACGGCCUUGAUAACAGUUAUGCUUUAUUAUCAGGUUCCGCGUUUCAACACUAGGUUUUUUUUUUUAUAAAAGUUUCAGAACCUUAAUUGUCCA
Messenger RNA from Papaver somniferum (opium poppy), 2299 nucleotides. Its product is annotated as replication protein A 70 kDa DNA-binding subunit C-like. The transcript has 9 exons. The record is from RefSeq and is a predicted model, not a curated record. Gene Ontology annotation, biological process: DNA replication; DNA repair; DNA recombination. Gene Ontology annotation, cellular component: nucleus. Bases 568 to 1620 code for a protein of 350 amino acids. Gene Ontology annotation, molecular function: DNA binding. NCBI's taxonomy places the organism in Eukaryota, Viridiplantae, Streptophyta, Magnoliopsida, Ranunculales, Papaveraceae.